Messenger RNA from Gekko japonicus, 2572 nucleotides. RefSeq names its product reversion-inducing-cysteine-rich protein with kazal motifs (gene RECK). Gene Ontology annotation, molecular function: protein binding; metalloendopeptidase inhibitor activity. The transcript is spliced from 20 exons. Gene Ontology annotation, biological process: sprouting angiogenesis; blood vessel maturation; extracellular matrix organization. Lineage: Eukaryota; Metazoa; Chordata; Lepidosauria; Squamata; Gekkonidae. The record is from RefSeq and is a predicted model, not a curated record. Bases 23 to 2572 code for a protein of 849 amino acids. Gene Ontology annotation, cellular component: plasma membrane.
UUACCUUGCCAAGGGUAACUUAAUGUGCCGUGAUGUUUGUGAACAGAUUUUGGCAUCUAAGAGUGAUUCACAUUUGAAACACCUUUUGCAACGUGCACCUGAAUAUUGUCCAGAAUCAAUGGGUGAAGUGUGGGGCUGUAUUAAUUCUUCAUUGCCAGGUGUUUUGAAGAAAUCAGAUGGCUGGGUUGGCUUAGGUUGCUGUGAGUUAGCUAUUGUUGUAGAAUGUCGACAAGCUUGCAAACAGGCAUCUUCAAAAAACGAUAUUUUGAAAAUUUGCAGGAAGGAAUUUGAGAAUUCUCUUUAUAGUUGCAUUAACAGAAAUGAAAUGGGAUCAGUUUGUUGCAGCUAUGCAGGUCAUCACACAAACUGCCGGGAAUAUUGCCAAGCAAUUUUUCGAACAGACUCGUCUCCGGGUCCUUCUCAAAUAAAAGCUGUUGAAAGUUACUGUGCCUCUGUUAGCCCACAGUUAAUUCAUUGUGUGAACAACUACACACAGUCCUAUCCAAUGAGAAACUCAACGGAUAGUUUGUACUGCUGUGACAGAGCAGAAGAUUAUGCCUGCCAAACAGCGUGUAGAAGGAUCCUGAUGUCAAUGAAAACAGAACUUGAAAUUGUGGACGGGCUUAUUGAAAGCUGUAAGACAAUGCCUCUGCCUCAGGAUCCUCUCUGGCAGUGCUUCCUAGAGAGCUCAAGAUCUGUUCACCCGGGAGUCACGGUGCACCCUCCACCAUCCACUGGCCUGGACGGUGCUAAGCUGCACUGCUGUUCCAAAGCAAAUACAUCCAUUUGCAGAGAAUUAUGCACUAAACUUUAUAGCAGCAGCUGGGGCAAUACACAGAGCUGGCAAGAAUUCGAUCGUGUUUGUGAAUACAAUUCCCUCGAAGUUUCCAUGUUGACCUGUUUAGCAGAUGUACGUGAACCUUGUCAGCUGGGCUGUAGAAAUCUGACUUACUGCACUAAUUUUAAUAACAGGCCGACCGAACUCUUCAGGAGUUGUAAUGCCCAGUCAGACCAAGGAGCCAUGAAUGACAUGAAACUUUGGGAGAAAGGAACCAUUAAAAUGCCAUUUAUAAAUAUCCCUGUUCUAGAUAUCAAAAAAUGUCAACCAGAAAUGUGGAAGGCAAUUGCUUGCUCGCUGCAGAUUAAACCUUGCCAUAGUAAAUCUAGAGGAAGCAUUAUUUGCAAAUCAGAUUGUGUAGAAAUUCUCAAGAAAUGUGGAGACUUGAGCAAUUUCCCUGAGGGACACAUGGCUGAAAGUAUCUGUGAACUUUUAUCUCCAACAGAUGACUUGGAGACUUGCAUACCGUUAGAUACUUAUCUUCGCCCAAGUACUUUGGGGAACGUUGUGGAGGAUGUUACGCACCCCUGUAACCCAAAUCCUUGUGCUGCCAAUCAGCUGUGUGAAGUCAACCGAAAAGGGUGUCAGCCUGGGGAACCCUGCCUGCCUUAUAUUUGUGUGCAAGGCUGCAAGUUGGGUGAAGCUUCUGAUUUCAUCGUCCGCCAAGGCACACUCAUCCAGGUUCCAUCCUCGGCAGAUGUCGGCUGCUAUAAAAUCUGCACGUGUGGUCAGAGUGGACUGCUGGAGAACUGUAUGGAGAUGCACUGUGUCGAUCUCCAGAAGUCUUGCAUUGUUGGGGGGCAGAGAAAAAAUUGCAAUGUCUGUUCAUGUUUUGCUGGAAAUUUGAUAUGCUCCACUCGGCAGUGUCUAAAUGAACACAGCUCAGAUGAGGAGCGUCACAUGUUUACAGGUCUGCCGUGUAACUGUGCCGAUCAGUUUGUCCCUGUGUGUGGGCAGAAUGGACGCACUUAUCCCAGUGCCUGCAUAGCACGUUGUGUUGGGCUUCAGGACAAUCAGUUUGAGUUUGGAUCCUGUAUGUCUAAGGAUCCCUGCAACCCUAGCCCCUGCCUCAGGAAUCAGAGAUGUAUACCAAAACCACAGGUUUGCUUAACCAGUUUCAAGAAAUUUGGAUGUAACCAGUAUGAAUGUGUGCCGAGACAGUUCCAUUGCGGUGACCAGUUACAAGAACCUGUUUGUGACACAGACAAUAUAGAAUAUAACAAUCCGUGUACUUUACACCAAAAAGGGAAGAGUAUAUCGUACAAAGGUCCAUGUCAGUCCUUCUGCAAAUCAGUAGAAGUGGUGUGUGGCCAGAACGGCGAAAGCUACAACAGCGUCUGUGCCGCCUAUUCUGACCGCGUGGCUGUCGAUUACUAUGGACCCUGCCAGGCUGUGGGAGCCCUUUCCCAUUACAGCUCUCAAGGGGAAUGCGUGUCUGUUCAGUGUCCUCCCCUUUCAGCCACCGGAUGCAAGCCGGUGCUCCCACCCGGAGCCUGCUGUCCUUUGUGUGCUGGGAUGUUGAGGGUCCUGUAUGAUAAAGACAAGCUGGACACCUUUGCCAAGCUCAACAGCAAAAGACCAAUCACUGUGCUUGAAAUCCUUCAAAAAAUCCGUCUCCACGUCUCUGUGCCACAGUGUGACGUAUUUGGAUACUUCAGCAUAGAAUCUGAGAUCGUGAUUCUUAUCGUACCUGUUGAUCAAAACCCCAAGCCCCUUCAGACUCUUGGUCACUAG